Molecule: messenger RNA, 1401 nt
Organism: Acytostelium subglobosum LB1
Lineage: Eukaryota; Evosea; Eumycetozoa; Acytosteliales; Acytosteliaceae
Exons: 4
Biological process (GO): protein localization to plasma membrane; GPI anchor biosynthetic process
Cellular component (GO): membrane; endoplasmic reticulum
Molecular function (GO): glucosaminyl-phosphatidylinositol O-acyltransferase activity
Source: RefSeq, a predicted model, not a curated record
AUGGAUGACAAGUACAAGUUAGCGCAUGAAGCAUUCGUUAAGAACCCAACUGGUUCUACGAUAUUAGCAACAUCAUUAGUAUUGAAUAUUAUACCUAUAUCAGUACUGUUCCAAAGAGUUAUGUUUGCAUCAAUCUUUGACAACAAUGUAAUCUUCCCUAAACCUAUUAGAUUUAUGUUAGAGUUCAUGACCAUUAUCAUGCCGUUCCUAGCAGCGGUCACCUUCAAUGAUAUGGUACCAUCACUACUUAUAUUAAUGUUAAUAUCAUCUCUAUUGAUGCCUCUAUUUGCAAAGCCUAAUUCAAAGCAAUACUACUUUGAUGAUAACAAAGAACUACUUAGACUUAUGAACUCCCCACGUAAGGGAUUCAUUGAGGAGUAUAGAGCAUUCAUUAUGAUUGCUACCGUCAUCUGUAUCCUUGCUGUAGACUUCCCAGUCUUCCCAAGAAGUUUCGCAAAGACAGAGACCUUUGGUAUCUCUUUGAUGGACAUUGGAGUUGGAUCAGUUGUAUUAUCUGGCGCUAUGGUAUCAAGGAAUGCUAGAUCCGAGGCAUUGAAGAAUAAGGUCACAUCGACAGAGACCAACAAGAAGUUGUCAAGGAGUGCACUGGCAUAUCAUGCCUUUGUAUCCAACCUGCCAUUGAUGGCAUUGGGCUUCAUUCGCCUAGUGUUGACCAAGUCUACAAACUACCAGGAGCACGUCACAGAGUACGGCAUUCACUGGAACUUCUUCUUCACACUGGGAUUCGUAUCAAUCCUGCUCUCAUUCCUCAAGUUCUCACCCAACGUCAACCUUGUAGUUGGCAUCGUGGUUAUUGGUGCCUAUCAGAUUCUAUUGUCCCAGUUUGGCCUCAGUGACUACAUCCUUAACCAUCCACGUGACAGUCUGAUUGCUGCCAACAAGGAGGGAAUAUGCAGUCUGGCUGGUUAUCUCUCGCUGCACCUCAUUGGAACAAAGUUGGGUGCCUCUAUCUUUGGCAAGGAACGCACGACGAUGGGUCAAUGGCGCGCGUUUGCCAUGAAGCUCAUGCUGGCCGGACUCUUCCUGUUUGGAGUUCUGAUAUGGGCCGAGUCCGCCAUCCAACCUAUCAGCCGCAGGAUGACCAACUUGACCUACGUCCUGGCUAUCUUGGCGCUAAACAUCUUCAACUUCUCGCUCAAUAUGAUGGUGUCACUCGUCACUGCCAGCCACAUACAUCCAUCGAUCAUUGCUGCCGGUGUCAACAGGAAUCAGUUGUUUGUGUUCCUGCUAGCCAACAUCCUCACUGGCAUCGUCAACUUUAGCAUGCACACCAUCUAUGCAACACAAGAGAAUUCCAUGUACGUCAUUGCUGGCUACACCUUGUUCCUCACCAUUGUGCCAGUUAUUAUGGACUACAAGAACAUCACAAUCAAACUAUUC